This is a messenger RNA of Exophiala spinifera, 831 nucleotides long. RefSeq lists its product as uncharacterized. The transcript has 2 exons. The coding region runs from base 1 to 831 and encodes 276 amino acids. NCBI's taxonomy places the organism in Eukaryota, Fungi, Ascomycota, Eurotiomycetes, Chaetothyriales, Herpotrichiellaceae. The record is from RefSeq and is a predicted model, not a curated record. Gene Ontology annotation, cellular component: lipid droplet; prospore membrane; ascospore wall.
AUGAGCGAAAGAGUCAAACAAGUGGCCGUUGAGGAGGCCGAGCGAGUAAAGAACAUGACCAAGGAGGCGGUGGAAUCUCGUGCCUAUCUGUACCCCUUCAAGGGCAUCUUCUAUUUCCUCAUGCACAAGGAUCUUUGGCGACCGUUGUUGUCCAAGCUAGCACCCACCAUUACCCUCGGCGUUGGAGUCACUACUUUCAUGUUCCUCGUUGCCUACGUCCCACAAGCAGCUGUCAUGGCCUUCACCUCUGGUCCAGUUGCCGCUGUUUCGGCUGCCCUCCUCACUUUGAGUGAGAGUUCGACCUUGGUCAACCUCCUUUCCCGAACGUUUCUCAUUGAUGAGGCGCUCACGGAUACAUUUGACGGUGUUCUCUUAUCUCGUGGCUGUGUCAACUUGGUGGAAGGGGGCCGACAGAUCUCUACCAGGGGAGACAAUAUCAGUCGACUAGGAAAAUUGAUCAAGAAGCCGUUCGCAAAGUUCACCCCAAACGCAAUAAUCAGAUACCUACUGUACCUGCCCCUCAACUUCAUACCUGUAGUAGGGACCUUGGUCUUCAUCAUCUUGCAAGGGAAGCGAUCAGGUCCAGCGGCACAUACGAGGUACUUUCAGCUCAAAGAAUGGUCGAAGCGGCAGAGAGAAGUCCACAUUUCAGAACACCGAGGAGGGUAUACGUCAUUUGGUGUUGCAGCGUUUGUCUUGGAGAUGAUGCCCUUUGUCAACCUCAUCUUCGCAUUCACCAACACUGUCGGAGCAGCUCUAUGGGCUGCAGAUCUUGAGAAGAGUGCCACUACUUCUCCACAGUUGCGCGAGCUCGCUAAAAAGGCGGAAUAA